AUGUACGAUAGUACAUGCGGCGCCGCCGCCAGCGGACAGUGCGGCAAAGCACAGCCUGAUGGCGACGGACCGCCGCCUCGGGAGCCGCCGCCGGCACCUCUAGAGAGGGACUACAGUGGCUUCGACAUAGUCAAGGCCACACAGUAUGGUGCGUUCGGACGCGUCAAAGAACUCGUCGAGGCAGGAUGGGACGUCAACCAGCCAGACCACGAGACUGUCACACUGCUGCACUGGGCCGCAAUCAACAACAGGCGUGAGAUCAUCCAGUACUUACUGUCGAAGGGUGCAGCGGUAGACGCCGUGGGUGGAGAGCUGCAAUCAACUCCACUGCAUUGGGCUACGCGGCAGGGCCACUUGGAGGCGACGGUGUUGCUGGUGCGCGCGGGCGCGGACCCCACGCUGCGGGACGCAGAGGGCUGCGCCUGCCUGCACCUGGCGGCGCAGUUCGGGCACACGGCGGUGGUGGCGUACCUGGUGGCGCGCGGCGUGACGCCGGACGCGCCUGACGCGGCGGGGAUGACGCCGCUGAUGUGGGCGUGCUGGAAAGUGUCGGCCGUGGACCCGGCGCGCCUUCUACUCACGUUGGGCGCCUCGCCUCGCCCGGCUGAUCGCUCGCACGGGAAUACGGCCUUACAUUGGGCUAUCCUUGCUAGAAACACGACUGCCGUAUCCACCCUCAUCCUAUAUGGAGACGCCAGUCUGGACGUGCCCAACCUGCGAGGAGUGACUCCUUUGGCGAUGCUGCAGGCCAAUGCCGACUCCCUAUGGGUGGGUUCCAAAGUGUCCGACAAAAUUAAAGAACACUCGCUAGCUGCAAACAAACAUAAUCUACUUAGAAGAUUAACAUACGAUAAGAAGUUCCGGUGGUGGUGCGUGGUGGUGAUGCCCUUCGUAGCCUUCUACCUCACCGGGCUGGUGCUGGAGAUGGACGCGCUCUACCUGGUGAAAGCCUUCAUGCUCGUCAGCUUCUACGUCGCGCUGCACUUCCUCAGCAACUUGCUCUUCGAUGACGACCUCAAGAACAUAUUUCCGCUCAGCGUGUAUCUUGCGACCAAGGUGUGGUUCUACAUCACGUGGGCCGUGUUCAUCGCGGGCGUCGUCGGCGCCGGCGCCACGCUGCUGUUCGCGCUCAGCUCGUGCGCGCUCUGGUACUCGUUCCUGCGCUCCUGGCGCUCCGACCCCGGCGUCAUCCGCGCCUCGCGCGCCGACAAGCUGCGCACCAUCAUCGAGCUGUCCGAGUCGGCGCGCGGCGGCUUCGAGCCGGCGCGCUUCUGCUCCGCCUGCCUCGUGCGUCGCCCACUGCGCUCCAAGCACUGCUCCGUCUGCAACCGCUGCGUCGCCAAGUUCGACCACCACUGUCCCUGGGUGGGCAACUGCAUCGGCGCCAACAACCACCGCUACUUCAUCGGGUUCCUGGUCAGCCUGCUCGUCAUGUGCGCCUGGAUGAUCUGGGGCGCGGCGCAGUACUUCAGCGCCGAGUGCCCCGCGGCCGACCCGACGGCGCCGGGCGUCGUGAUGCAGUGGGCGCGCUGCAACCCGUGGCUGGCCUGGGUGUUGCUGAAUGCGUGCUUCCACCUGUUCUGGGUGACGGUGCUGACGGGCUGCCAGCUGUACCUGGUGGUGUGCCUGGGCAUGACCACCAACGAGCAGCUGAACCGCGGCCGCUACCGUCACUUCGUGGCGCGCGGCGGGCGCUCGCCCUUCACGCGCGGCCCGCUGCACAACUGCGCCGAGCUGUUCGGCUGCGGCUGCGGGCCGCUGGGCGCGCGGCCGCGGGACUGGGCGGCCGCCGGCCUGGCCGACCUGCGCGAGCCGGACGACGCCGAGGCCGAGCCGCCGGAGGACGAGCGUCUGCUGCGCGACCAGCACUACGUGUAG
Spodoptera littoralis (African cotton leafworm) is the source of this 1878-nucleotide messenger RNA. The record is from the annotation of a GenBank genome assembly. NCBI's taxonomy places the organism in Eukaryota, Metazoa, Arthropoda, Insecta, Lepidoptera, Noctuidae.